UUAAAAAUUUGAAUACACUCGUCAUUCAAAUAUAGUUUUUUGUAAAAUAGUUUUCUCUUGUAGACGUCACCAUCACCAUCAUGGCUAUCACUCGAAAUUCCGCAAAUAUUCCCUACCAGACGAUCCUUCGAAGAAGCAACUAUUCAAUGAAAAAUCGGAGCCUCUUAUCAACAACAAUAGGAUUAGGCGAGUGUCCACACAACCAGAAGAUCAAGAGCUUCCACCUAACGAUAGAGACCAGUUGGAUAGUCAUAGAUCAGACGAUUCCCGAGCCCUUAGGAGGCACAAAGCCUCAAGGCCAUCUAAUACAUCGCUCAUGCACAUUGGAAAAGGAGCAGAACUACAUCCAUCACUGAAAAAGUUGUACGAUCACAGUCCCCAUGCGAUUUUCGUGGAAUUGGCCGAACUCACGAAAUUGGAAAACGCAAAAGAAGAAAAAGAAUGGAAAGAAACCGCUCGUUGGAUCAAAUACGAAGAAGAUGUAGAAGAAGGUGUAGACAGAUGGGGAAAGCCUCACGUUGCAUCGUUGAGCUUCCAUUCUUUGCUCAAUUUGAGACGAUGUCUUGAAGAGGGGCUUGUCAUUCUUGAUAUGGAGGAGAAGGAAUUGCCGGCUAUUGCUUAUAGGAUCUGUGAAGAACUAUUUAAAGAUGAUCUCGUCAAGGAAGAAGAUAAGGGUAAAAUCAUGAGGACCCUUCUUUUAAGACAUCGCCACGUGAACGACCAUCACGAUAGAGGGUUCAGAUUUAGUAAUAAAAAGCAUAGCUACACUUCACUACAGUCACUAUGGUUGGAAGACGGCAUAAACUACAAUGCGAUGAUGGCACGUUGCUCGAUAUCCUCAGCCCAUACAACUAUCGGCCAACUGAACGUUCCUGUACCUAAGCUUCCGCCCAGGGGGGCCUCAUUUCCACACAAUCUGUACGAAGCUGAGAAGCGCAAGAUCAGCUUCACUAUCGACGGCUCAAUAAAAAACGGAGAUGCUUCUUCUGACACUCUGCUCAAACAUCCAGAUAACCAUACUGUAUUGGACAUGAAGGAAGAUCCUUACUCCACCAGCCAAGAGGACGUACGAAAGGCUCACCAUGACUCAAUAUUGAAGAGAAUACCUGCAGGUGCUCAGGGGUCUACCGUACUUGUAGGAGAAGUCGACUUCUUGGAAGAACCAGCAAUAGCAUUUGUGAGAUUGGCCGAAGGUGUAGUCAUUCCAUCCUUGAUUGAAGUUAAUAUUCCAGUCAGGUUCAUAUUUGUCUUGUUGGGUCCCAAACUGCCCAACAUCGACUACCACGAAGUGGGCAGAUCCAUCUCAACCCUGAUGGCCAACCAACAGUUCCAUAGCAUAGCGUACCGCGCGGAGAACCGCAAGGAACUGCUGUCGGCCAUCAACGAGUUCCUGGACGACAGUAUAGUGCUGCCACCUGGCGACUGGGAACGACAGGCUUUGCUGCCUAUCGAGGAAAUCAAGGCGAAGAGCGAGGCAAUACGAAUACGGAAGGAGAAUGCUAUCAAGAAAGCUCAGGAAGCGCAGGGGAUCGUUGUUAAGGCCAUGGUUGCUGCAGGCGGUGAUGAUGGUAAAAAACCCCCCUUCCCCGACCCUUUGGAGCGCACCCGUCGACCUUGGGGCGGCCUAAUCAACGACCUACGCCGCCGGUACCCCCACUACAAAAGCGACAUCACGGAUAGUUUUAACGCACAGUGCGUUGCAGCUGCGGUAUUCAUGUAUUUUGCUGCGGUAUCGGGGGCUAUAGCCUUCGGUGGGCUCACAGGCAAUAAGACGGAGAAUCUCAUCGGAAUAUCGGAGACUUUGCUGUGCACCAGUGUCGGCGGUAUUAUAUUUGCCAUAUUGGCGGGGCAGCCGCUGGUUAUAGUUGGAACCACAGGUGCAUUGUUGCUGUUCGACGAGAGCCUUUUCCAAUUCAGCAAGUCCAACGGCAUAGAUUUUCUUUCGACGAGGGUGUACAUAGGCCUUUGGUUAGCUGUCAUAGGAGUGAUGGUGGCUUGUUUUGAAGGCAGCGUACUUGUAAAGCUAUUCACACGCUUCACCGAGGAUAUAUUUUCCACGCUCAUCGUCCUAAUCUACAUCCUGGAAAGUCUUGAAAAGGUUCUGUUCCUGUACACAAAACACCCCCUGCUCGGCGACUACUGCGAAAUGGAAACAAUAACUUACAAGAACGAGUCCUACUACAAAACCAACACUACGACGGACAUCUUCUACACAGGUCCAAGCGAGACCUUCCAGCAUGAGUGCCACGUGAUCAUGAGAACGCCUAUGAUCGACGAAGUUACAGACGAGCCCAUCAACAGGCCGAAUACGGCUCUGUUCUGCACCAUACUGACUUUGGGCACCUUUGCUAUUGCAUAUUACCUAAGGAUGUUCAGAAACAGCCAGUUCCUUGGGAGAAGCGCGAGGAGGGCUCUAGGAGAUUUUGGUGUACCGAUCGCCAUAGUAAUCAUGGUACUGUUAGACUACAUGGUACCCGAAACUUACACCGAGAAAUUGAACGUGCCGGUAGGAUUUUCACCAUCCGAUACUGAGAAACGAGGUUGGUUCAUUUCUCCCACGAAGGUGCCAGUCUGGAUCAUGUUCGCAUCAUGUAUUCCUGCUAUGCUGGUCUACAUUUUACUGUUCAUGGAAACACAUAUCGCUGAGCUAAUAAUCAGCAAACCGGAGAGGAAGCUUAAAAAAGGAAGCGGCAUCCACCUGGAUAUCGUGAUAAUUUGCUUGAUCAACGUUAUCUGCGGCUUCUUCGGGUUUCCUUGGUUGUGCGCAGCUGCUGUGAGGUCCAUUGUACACACCUCGGCGCUUACCGUGAUGUCCAGGACCCAUGCGCCCGGAGAGAAGCCGCAUCUUAUUGAGGUCAAGGAACAGAGACUCUCAGCGCUUUUUGUCUCCAUUUUCAUAGGGCUGUCAGUUUUUAUGUCACCACUCCUUCGACUGGUGCCAUUGGCUGUGGUUUUGGGGAUAUUUCUAUACAUGGGCGUAGCUUCGAUAGAUGGCAUCCAGUUUUUCGACAGGACUAAAUUGCUCUUCAUGCCUGUAAAACAUCAUCCACAAGCAUCCUACGUCCGAAAGGUGAAAACCGUAAAAAUGCAUCUGUUCACGUUCAUUCAGCUGAUCUGCCUGGUGAUUUUGUGGAUCGUGAAAUCGACAAAGGCGUCACUGGCCUUUCCGUUCUUCCUCAUCCUUAUGGUGCCCUUAAGACGGCAACUGACACACAUUUUCUCACAAAGGGAACUCAGAGCGCUGGAUGGAGACCAAGCAGAUGUGGACGAAGACGAACCAGAUUUCUAUGCAGAAGCUCCUCUUCCUGGUUAAGCUUAUAUUCGAACUAGGUUGGAAUAAGUUUUUGUUCUCAUAUUGCUAUAAGAUAGGGGAAGUUUCGCCCUUCGCGACUGUAGUCACGCCAUAUUAAUAAGAUAAUAUCUUGCAGGGAUGAAAUCAAAAAAUAAAGACGUCCGGUACUAUAUAGGAUAUCCUUUAAAAUUCACGUUCAGUAACCUGUUUUCCAUUAUUUUGUGCUGUUGUGCCAGGGAUUACUUUUUAAAGUUUCAUUAGUUAUGGGUAUUUUUUAUUAUACUCGAGAGUAAGAAAGAGCUGAAUCGAAAACAUUAAGUAUCUUUACAAAAUAUUUGAAGGAACCACAAAAAUGGAUACACAUUGGAUUUCAACACAAAUAGGUAUUUAAUUAUCGUUUGGCUACUUUAGUUAUAUUGUUUUAAGAAUUUUACGAAAACUUUGACCUUGGCACUUAUAUGGAAUUAAUAAUCCACAGCAAGUAAUGCUCCUAACAGUGAGACUCUUUAAAAUAAGAAGCAAUGAAGGCAAGUUACAGAUGAGUUUCAUUUUCUCUUAGUAUCUCGGAGUGCUUGUCCUGCUAGAAUUUUCUAGUGUAUGUAUGUAUAUUGCACAAAUUUUAAAAUGUACUUAGCAAAUAAUGUGCUUUAUCCGGUCACUGUAAAUAUACAAAACAAAUGUAAAUCAUCAUUCAUUCAUUUUGUCGUGGAAAAUAUAAAUAAUGUCGUCAUCCAUAGCUUGAAAGUCUCAAAACUAUAGUAACUAAUUUUUGAGAGUAUCUGCUAGUUAGUGAGACAUAAAGCGAUAUAUUUUAUUGUAAUUAUUGAUAUUAGUUUGUUCUAACAACGUUUAUGCAUAGAUAGUAUUCCAAGCAAUACACUUCUUUUAGCAAUAGUUCGUUAUGUAGAACCCACGUUGAUGAGAUCAUGAUAUAUUUAACAAGGAUAAUUUUUAAUUUACUCAAUCAUCAAGGUUCAGUUAUGAGUUUUUUGAACCCAGUAUAAGAAUAAAAUUUUCGAAUAAUGAAACUGCAAAAUAGAAACUCUUCAUACGAGUAUUUUCAACGAUUUUACACCACCAAGAAAGUAUUUUCGAAAUUGUUUUAUUUUUAAUUUUAUUGUUUCUUCAGCAAUAUUAAAAUUGAACCUUUGAACCCUAAUUUUGAAGUGGCUUAGACAGUAUGAGUGUUAUAUAGUAAGAAAAUCAAACAGUAUUAUUAUAAGAAUUAUAUGCUUAUCAAAAUAUUACUUACGUACUUAUAACUUUAAAAUACAUAGUUGAUGCUGUAGUUUUAUUUGAAAUUUACAGGAAUAGAUAUUUAAUAGAACUGACAUAUUUAUAUACAUAUCUAUUUUUGCAGAGUAGGUACGAGAGUGAAUCGGAAUGUGUAAAAAAUGUUACAUAAGGAACAAUUUAUUUUUAAUUCUAUUAAUUAAUUUUCCAUAUUUGAGUUAAUUUAAGGCAGGGUUUGCAGACUGUUUGGAAACUUUUAUCCCCGAAAAGUAUGACACAACUUUAUGAAAAUGAAAGAGACCUACGCGGGAUUUUACAGGUUUAGUUUUAAGAGUAUUAAACGACAACUGUUGAAAUUAAAAUUUUCCUUCACUAAAAAUACCCUUCAAACCCCACCUUAAUAUAAAUUGAGCUCAUAAAAGAUAUUCAUAAAGAUUCUUAAUAAGUCUAUCAGGUAGUUUGAUCUUAUCGUAUAUUAAAAAAUUAUUUCUCUCUGAAGCUGGCUACGGACUUGCUUUUAUGUUUUAGAUUCAUCAUAAUAGUGUCUAAUGGACCACAUGUGCUGCAACAUGAUGACCUUUCAGCAUGUACACAUGCGAAUGACACAUGUAUUCCCGUGCAACAUUUUGUACGUACAAAAAUGGCGGGCACAUGUUGCAAACUAAAACGUUUGCAUCGCAACUUGCGGCACAUGUUGAAGACUGAACAAGUCUCUGGCACAUGUGUUCACCUGUCAUGGUAGAGAUUCGUAUGACUUUAUCACACUUUUUUUGAAAUAGCAAAUCCUGCCAUUUGAAAAAUAAAUGCCUAAUAAUUGUUCUUGAUGAAAAGGCGUUUUAAAAUUUAAUUCGUAUUAAUUUGUAAGUAAUCCUGAAUGGAAUGAUCAAAUAUCUAUUGAAAAACUUGAAAACUACAAACAUUCAUUCUAUACGUAAAUCCAAAUGGUCCAUUGCCGUUCAGUUAAGUGUUGAAAGUUGAAAAUUCUAUUAAAGAAAAUUAAGAUAAUUUUUAGUAUCCAACGUAGAAUAAGGGAUAAGGAAAUAUAACGAUAGACCAUAAGAACGAGUCAUUUCAUGGAAAAAGUAUGAUUACUGAAUUCUCAUCUGUACGUAACGUACAGGGUGUCCGGU
Molecule: messenger RNA, 5655 nt
Organism: Acanthoscelides obtectus
Lineage: Eukaryota; Metazoa; Arthropoda; Insecta; Coleoptera; Chrysomelidae
Source: the annotation of a GenBank genome assembly